Messenger RNA from Alosa sapidissima (American shad), 1779 nucleotides. RefSeq names its product hexokinase-2-like. The transcript has 11 exons. Gene Ontology annotation, cellular component: mitochondrion; cytosol. The record is from RefSeq and is a predicted model, not a curated record. Gene Ontology annotation, biological process: glucose 6-phosphate metabolic process; glycolytic process; intracellular glucose homeostasis. Gene Ontology annotation, molecular function: mannokinase activity; ATP binding; D-glucose binding. Bases 171 to 1694 code for a protein of 507 amino acids. NCBI's taxonomy places the organism in Eukaryota, Metazoa, Chordata, Actinopteri, Clupeiformes, Clupeidae.
AAGUAUUGAGUCGAAGAAGAAGAGUUGAACUUGAGAUGUGUUCAGGACGAGCCGUUGCUCUAUUAAAUUGACCAAAUAACAGGAAGUCGAUGUCAAUCGGAAUAUCGGAGGCAACAGAAGCACAUCUCACUUGAAGUCAUUCCUGUAGUAGAAAAAGUAAAGCUGUGCAAAUGAGCAGUGAAGUUUCAAAUGGUGACACUGAUGCCCCUCGUGCCAAGAGGGCCAAACUUGAAGAUGAAGAUGACGACUCAGACGAAGCUGCCAUCUCCCCUGCCACCAUGAGUAAGGUGGAAGACUUCCUACUGCCUUUCCAGCUCUCACUGGAGAAGCUGCGUGAGGUGUCCUCAAAGCUUCGUAAGGACCUCAUUAGAGGGCUGGGCAAGCACACCCACCGGCGAGCCCCGGUCAAGAUGCUACCGACCUUUGUCAGGGAUACACCAGAUGGGACUGAGAAAGGGGACUUCUUGGCUCUAGAUCUGGGCGGGACAAAUUUCCGUGUGCUGCAUGUGUGUGUGGAAGAGAACCUGCAGAAAGUGCUGAAGAACGAUUCACAAGUGUGCGCCAUACCUCAGGAGAUGAUGCAGGGACCUGGAGAGGAGCUCUUUGAUCAUAUAGCAGCGUGCCUAGCUGAGUUCCUUGAGUCAUUAGAACUCAAAGACAAGAUUCUCCCUCUUGGUUUCACCUUCUCCUUUCCCUGUGAGCAAAAAGACAUUGACAAGAGCAUCUUGAUCCGGUGGACUAAGGGCUUUGCCUGCUCUGGAGUGGAGGGGCAGGAUGUGGUGCUGAUGCUGAGAGAGGCCAUUAAGAGGAGAGGAGACUAUGACAUUGGUUCUAUUGCCAUGGUGAAUGACACUGUCGGGACCAUGAUGAAUUGUGGGUACCAGGACCAGAGCUGUGAGAUUGGCUUGAUUAUUGGCACAGGGACCAACGCCUGCUACAUGGAGGAGAUGCGUAACGUGAAGCGUGUGGAAGGAGACGAAGGACGCAUGUGCAUCAACACAGAGUGGGGGGGCUUCGGGGACGAUGGCUCCCUCAGAGACAUCCAGACGGAGUUUGACGUGGAAGUUGACCGCACCUCUAUCAACCCAGGUGUCCACACGUUUGAGAAGAUGAUUAGUGGUAUGUACCUGGGUGAGGUGGCUCGACUGGUUCUGAUAGAAAUGGCCAAGAAGAAUUUGGUCUUUGGGGGUGAGACGUCAGAAGCACUCUUAACUCCUGACAGCUUUGAGACUCGAUUCAUAUCCGAGAUUGAAGAGGAGGACACUGGUCUGGAGCGGGCCCAGCUGAUCCUUACUGAAGAUCUGGGACUCCCUGCAGGGCCAGACGACUGUGAGAUUGUGCGGCUGGUCUGUGACAUUCUCUCCACUCGCUCAGCACAGCUAUGUGGCGCAGCCCUGGCCACCAUAGCCAAUCGAAUCCGCAACAACCGUGGACUGAGCCACUUGACCACCACAGUGGGGGUGGAUGGAACCGUCUACACAAAGCACCCACAUUAUAGUGACAGGCUUGAGGAGACUGUUAAAACGUUGGCACCCAAAUGCGACAUCAAGUUUUUAGUGACAGACGAUGGAAGUGGCAAGGGUGCUGCUAUGGUUACGGCUGUUGCCCAAAGACUGGCCAUUCAUUCCAAGCUGCUUGAGGACAGCGAUGGAGAUGAGGAAGAAGACGAGGAAGAUGAGGAGGAGGAGGACUAAGAUGAUGACUGAUUCAAACUACUGUGCUCUUUGGAGGCUGUUGUGUUUAGAUACCUUCAUUAUUAAAAUGAUUAAUAACUGAUAA